Syngnathoides biaculeatus (alligator pipefish) is the source of this 2100-nucleotide messenger RNA. RefSeq names its product DET1 and DDB1 associated 1 (gene dda1). Gene Ontology annotation, biological process: positive regulation of proteasomal ubiquitin-dependent protein catabolic process. The record is from RefSeq and is a predicted model, not a curated record. The transcript is spliced from 5 exons. Gene Ontology annotation, cellular component: Cul4-RING E3 ubiquitin ligase complex. NCBI's taxonomy places the organism in Eukaryota, Metazoa, Chordata, Actinopteri, Syngnathiformes, Syngnathidae. The coding region runs from base 409 to 717 and encodes 102 amino acids.
AACGUCAGCAGGUCCUGCCAUGAGCCCUACGAGCGUUUCCGGGGCGCGGUCUAAAGGAGCAGCGACUGCUAUCGUGCUAGCUCUGGAGCUCCUCAUUAACUAGCAGUUCCGCUACUUGAUGCAAUGUCAACCUGGACUUCAUUUAGGAGCGAUAUAGUUCUACGUACAAAUUGUGUAUUCUCUAAUGAAUGAAAAUAGCGGUUUGAGUGGCAGCUUUGCGCUUGUGUGGCACGUGCCACCCGAUUUAGAAGAGUCCUGUCUGUGUCUCGUUUCGUAAACUAGCUCGGCUAUCGGUGACACAGUCGUAAACACUUUCGAGUGCCGGCCUGCUAUCACGACGUGUGCUGCUGUACCCGAGACGAGCUCCACGGUCGUUCCAGCGACGUGUGAUUUUCUUCGACUGUUGUCAUGGAAAAGGCAGAUUUCCUAAAAGGGCUUCCCGUCUACAAUAAAACAAACUUCAGUAGGUUUCACGCAGACUCUGUUUGUAAAGCAUCUAAUCGGAGGCCCUCUGUCUAUCUUCCAACACGUGAAUACCCUUCUGAACAGAUUAUCGUCACAGAGAAAACCAACAUCCUUCUGCGCUACCUCCAUCAUCAGUGGGACAAAGAGAAUGCAGCAAAGAAACGGGAACAGGAGCAAGGGGAGGGCGACAGCCCUGCGCCCCCAAGAAAGAUUGCCAGGACAGACAGCCAAGAAAUGAAUGAAGACUCAUAAAUGUGUGUAGUUUUGUGUUGUAUGUGUCUGUGUGUGCAGGGCAUAGCCAAUCAAAACGAAAAAAAAAAAAAAAUUAUUCCCACCUCAGUGACAGCGUGCGGCCACUCUGUUUCGGGCAAGGGGCCGCGCGUCUCAUAGGCCGGGAUAUUCGGUGGGUAAACUAAGAGGGCUUCACUGUGAAGUAAAAGAAAUCCACACUUUUAAACGGACUCUUUGAGAACUGAAGAAAAAAAACCCUCCUUGGGCCCGGUUGCAUAUGCCUUUUGUUGUGAUAGGAUCCGUGUACUGUGUCAUGUAUGUUUGUAUGCAUGCUGAGCUGUGUGUGUAUCGUGCUGUACAUGUGUGGUAGCCGAUGUGUCGAAAAGGCAGUUUUAAACUUGACGAGUGGCUUGCCGAGUCGAGUCUUAAAACGGUCCCAAUUGGACUUCUUGUUUAUUGUUGAAGUACGGCAAUGCGCUUCCUGCCUGCCAAAGUGCCCCCCCCCCCCCCUUCUCACUUUCACUGCCCCACUCUGUAACAAUGGCGACGUUUUUCCCCGCUGGUUUGAGUCCACUCAACCGAGAACGGAAUGCGAAGAACAGCACAAAAGUAGAAACACCGCUCCAUUUGGUUCUUGGUUUUUGGUCGGACUUCACAAAAAAUCUCCCCACAUGCAUCUUGCACCUAUCAUCUAAGUGAGGCUAAUAUGUCAAAGGACGUGCAUAUUCUACAACUUAAUGUUGGAUUUCCUAGUUUGAGCAAACAUUUUUUUUGUAAAUAAAUGUCAAUUCCAUAAUUUAAUUUAAAAUGCACUUGUUAAAUAUGUGUAUUUAGGUACAUUAUAAAAGAGGUGUACAAUGUAAGAGUGGAGCCUCAGUGCAGAGUAGAUGUGAUCCUGGCCUUGCCUUUUUAUUUCCCCCUCCAGACCCCCUCCCUUGGCAUUUCUGGAUUGUUAGCCUUAGAGGCCUUACGACUGGUCACCGCUGUUUGGAUUCAUCACCUUCGUUUUGGUGACUUUGAUAGUUCCGUGGUGCGGCGUUAAAAGAGGUUGUUUUUAGCAUGCAGCCAAAUGCAGUUCACAUCUCUGCUUGGUCCUUUAGUUGUCCAUUACAAUACUGAGUAAAGAUAUAUGUAUAUGUGUAUAUAUAUAUAUAUAUAUAUAUAUAUAUAUAUACACACACACACACACAUAUGUACAAAUAUAUGUGAUGGAGAUUACAACAAAUGAGGUCCAUCAACUCCCGCUACCCGUUGUGUAAAUAUCCAGUCAGUUUCAGCCAUAUGAUGCUUCUGCUAAGACUGUUCUACGACACAUGAAGCCUUUUCCCAAUCUUGUGUUAGAUGAUUUUUUUUUUGUUUGUUUUGUUUUUUCUAGCUUUGCUGAAAUAAAACUGGACUGACAUA